UACCUAAACAUUUAUACUUGAAUCCAACAAAUAACAUCAAUAUUUAACAUUUAUAAUCAUAAAAUAAAUAAUUAAAUAAUUUUUAACAAUUAAAGUCACUAAAAAAAGUUAUUUUACUUAGAGAUUCGUAUAUCAAUCAUGCCGGUCAUACCGGUGGUGUCAUACCGGUUUGAUGACCGAUACAGGUUGAACCAGGUACAACCGGUGGCACGCGGCCGGCGUGACAACCCUGUAAAAAUCUCAUUCUGGUCCCCGAAAAAAAUUAAAAAAUAAAGCGCUACCUCGCAGUCGCAGCCACGGGUCCGAAGGCGGGGGAAGAGGAAGACACAAUUCUCGCCGACGCGCCAGUCUACCGUUCCUUCUUUCUUUCUUUUGGGAUAUCUUCGCUCCUAGCAAGAUCUCUCUCUGCCUCGUUUCCCCGAUUCCGUUCUUCUUGGAUCGGAAUCACUUCCAUCAUUCCGAUCCCUCAUUCGCUUGAUCCAGAUCUGUCUCCACCGACGCGCAGGCGUCACCUUCUUCUAUUCGUUGAGGCUCCCUGGCCUCACCAAUUUGUGUUCGCAUCAUGGGGUUUCGUUCAAACCCUAGGAUUCUCCUGGUUUCCGGAUUGGUGCUGUUGUCUCUCUCCUGUAUCUCUGCUCAGGACGCUGCUGUGAACAAUGAAAAAGAGGAAUGGAAUGAUUCAGCAUACAACAGUCUUGGCCGGCGUGGCAUGAUUGGAGGAAGUGACAUCGACAUUAGUUCUGUUAGUUUGGGUGUUUCUUUGGAUACGGGUCUUGGAGUUUUUGAUGCAUUCUUCGCCAGCUUCUCGAUGAUCCUCGUUAGUGAGAUUGGAGAUGAGACUUUUAUCAUAGCAGCUCUCAUGGCAAUGCGCCACCCAAAGUCAACAGUUCUAUCUGGGGCGCUUUCAGCAUUGUUUGUUAUGACAGUACUUUCUACUGGACUUGGAAGGAUUGUGCCAAACUUGAUAUCAAGGAAGCAUACCAAUAGUGCAGCUACAGUUCUGUAUCUAUUCUUUGGAUUGCGGUUGCUUUACAUUGCCUGGAGAUCCGAUUCAAAAUCAUCACAGAAGAAAGAAAUGGAAGAAGUAGAAGAAAAGCUUGAAUCCGGGCAAGGCAAAACGAGCUUCCGCCGCUUCUUCUCUAGAUUCUGCACUCCUAUAUUUCUGGAGGCAUUCAUCUUGACCUUCCUAGCCGAGUGGGGUGACCGUAGCCAGAUUGCAACAAUUGCUUUGGCCACCCACAAGAAUGCAGUCGGCGUCGCAGUUGGCGCAACGAUAGGCCACACCAUCUGCACAUCGGUGGCAGUUAUAGGAGGGAGUAUGCUGGCUUCCAAGAUCUCGCAGAAGACGGUUGCCACCAUUGGAGGGCUGCUCUUCCUGGGUUUCUCCUUGUCCUCUUAUUUCUACCCACCUCUAUAACUAACUGUAUGCUAAUCCUCGAUUCUUUUGUCUCGCCAAGAGCAACACAGCAGAGCAUCUUUCACUUGCAAUUUUCCUCUGCUCUAGUUUCCUUGUCCUUACCACUUCAAGUGACUUGUAAUCCUAAUUCUAUUUUUUUGUAUAAUUAGCAUAUAUCUUACAUGAGUGUUGUAGCUGGUUUUACUUGCGUUAUGUAAAAUCCAUGUCAGUCGCAGUAAAUUUGAAAAUGCUGAAUGAAGCUUAUCGUAGGGUGCCGAUCUUUUAACUUAUCGGCUUUGUCGGCCGAAAAACUGCAACGUUUUCCAAAAUUCUGCAGUAUUGAACCAACCCUAACGAGAAAGCAAAUCCCAAAAUUGUACAGCUGAUGUCGGCGUGUGUUAGAUAAUAGAGCUUCUGCUCUGUCCCAGCAAUCGUGAAUUCUUUGGUAGUGAAAUACGACCCGUGAUGUGGGGCGAUCUCGGCAAAGCCUAUUUCAAGUGUACAAAUGUUUUCGAUUUGAGCUUGGGUUCGAACUCGCUAAAUUUUGCUAGAGAGGAAGAUGAUGGGUUUUUGUGUGUUGGCUUAUUCGUGUUUGUUAUUGUAAUCGGUCUGUUUCGUAAUUAUUAUUUUUUAGAUUGGAUUAGGGUUAGACCGUCUUGAGUAUGUGCUACUUUUUUAAUCUAUACAACCCGCAUUUCUUCAACUAUAGUGAAAAUCAGUCUCUUAAACUCGUGAACUAGCUAAAAUGCAUCGUGCUGGUGCACCGUGUGCUCUUUACUUUCUUGCGGUGUCGAUUUUCCGGUUCCGUUCUAAAAAGUUCGUUCUACAUCUUUGGUUUGGACAAAACAUGUGGGAAGUGCAUUCCGUUGUCUCAUCAAUGCUAGCAAUAAUAGUGUCACAACAUG
Messenger RNA from Linum trigynum, 2301 nucleotides. The record is from the annotation of a GenBank genome assembly. Lineage: Eukaryota; Viridiplantae; Streptophyta; Magnoliopsida; Malpighiales; Linaceae.